Molecule: messenger RNA, 1506 nt
Organism: Wickerhamiella sorbophila
Lineage: Eukaryota; Fungi; Ascomycota; Dipodascomycetes; Dipodascales; Trichomonascaceae
Product: D-lactate dehydrogenase [cytochrome] 2, mitochondrial
Exons: 1
Coding region: 1-1506 (501 amino acids)
Cellular component (GO): mitochondrion
Molecular function (GO): FAD binding; catalytic activity
Source: RefSeq, a predicted model, not a curated record
AUGAUUCGUCCAAGUCUCGGAGUCAGAUGGGGAGCUAUUCGCGCCUACUCAAAGCUCACUGCCGAGCAUUACAAUGUUGCCAGGGGCUCAUACGGAUCUAUUGAACAGUCUGAUUUGGAUUUCUUCAAAAGCAUCGUGCCAAAUGGUGUUGUUACCGAUGCCUCAGAUCUCGAGAUGUUUAAUGAGGAUUGGAUGCACAAAUAUCGCGGUCAGUCCAAGGUUAUGUUAAAGCCGCAGAACACCGAGCAGGUGAGCAAGAUUAUGGCCCAUUGCAAUGCCAGGAAGCUUGCUGUCGUUCCUCAAGGUGGUAACACUGGCCUGGUGGGUGGCUCUGUUCCGGUGUUUGACGAGAUCAUUCUCUCAUUGGCCAAUAUGAACAAAAUCCGCCAUUUCGACCCUGUGUCGGGAGUGUUGACCGCCGACGCUGGUGUCAUCCUCCAAAAUGCCGAUGACUAUCUGCGCACUCAGGGUUUCAUUUUCCCCCUAGACCUUGGUGCAAAGGGGUCCUGCCAAAUCGGUGGUAACCUUGCCACGAACGCCGGUGGAUUGCGCUUAUUGAGAUACGGAUCUCUGCAUGGAACCGUGCUGGGUGUUGAGGGCGUUUUCGCCACAGGUGAGGUCUUUGAUGGCCUUAGUUCUCUUCGUAAGGACAACACUGGCUACGACCUCAAGCAGCUUUUUAUUGGCAGUGAAGGCACUCUCGGUGUUAUCACUGGGUUAUCUAUUAUUUGCCCUCCCAAGCCCAAUGCGGUCAAUGUCGCGUUCCUCGGUUUGGAGUCGUUCGACAAAGUCCAAGAGGCGUUCGUCAAGUCUCGCAGUCACUUGGCGGAGAUUUUAAGUUCAUUCGAGUGCAUGGAUGCUUCAUCUCUCAAGCUGGCCAGCCAUCAUUGCUCUUUGCAGGCUCCAUUGUCUGAUGUCCACCCCUUUUCGGUACUCAUUGAGACUUCUGGCUCAAACAGUGCCCACGACGAGGAGAAGCUCAGCGGCUUCCUUGAGGCAUUGAUGGAAGAAGGUAUCAUCACCGACGGUGUGCUUGCCCAAGAUGAGACCCAGAUUGCCAACUUGUGGUACUGGCGUGAGUUCAUCCCCGAAGCUUCUACAAAAGCUGGCGGUGUUUACAAGUACGAUGUUUCGUUGCCAUUGCCUGCAAUGUGGGAGCUGGUUGAUGCUACCAAUGACCGUUUGAUUAAGCAAAAUUUGGUUGGAUCCACCGACGAAUUCCCUGUUGUCGACACUAUUGGUUAUGGUCAUAUUGGCGAUAGCAAUUUGCAUUUGAACGUGGCUGUCCGCAGGUACGACGACCGGGUCGAACAGGCUCUUGAGCCUUUUGUGUUUGAAUUUGUUGCCAAACACAAGGGCUCGGUGAGUGCUGAGCACGGAUUGGGAUUCCAAAAGGCCCACGCCCUGCACUACUCGAAAUCAGAGCACAUGAUUGGGCUCAUGAAAGCGUUGAAGAGGCACUACGACCCUAAUCUCAUUCUGAACCCCUACAAGUAUCUUCCCUAG